Messenger RNA from Haliotis rufescens (red abalone), 2418 nucleotides. RefSeq lists its product as uncharacterized. The record is from RefSeq and is a predicted model, not a curated record. The coding region runs from base 1 to 2082 and encodes 693 amino acids. The transcript is spliced from 3 exons. NCBI's taxonomy places the organism in Eukaryota, Metazoa, Mollusca, Gastropoda, Lepetellida, Haliotidae.
AUGCAUACACCUCCGCGUGUCACUGUGACGUCAUUAUGUUUCAGGUACGGACUGUGUCGCCGGGUGUCAGAUGUCCCGUCGUGUCAGGAUGACGAGGUUGCGUCACGUACUGUCAUCGAGGCAGAGAACUUUGACAAGAAAAACUACACUGAGGUCCAGUGCCGAUGUAUUUCUGGUAUUCUGCAAGGCGAGGCUUACGUGUUGGUCGACUAUGAAAACUUCGGAGUUGACAAGGGCAAGGUCGGCGUGCAUUCCCGGAUGUGCGAUAGUGAUGUCCCGAUGCCAGAAGGCGAGCAUGACGUGGCUGAAAUGAGAGACUAUAAGAGAGGACUUGAUCAUGGACUAAGCAGCUUCUAUAAGCGAGCCAUCCACAGCGGCAUGAGCAGUUUCUAUAAGCGCGGAAUCGACAACGGCGUGAGCAGCUUCUAUAAGCGUGGAAUCAACAACGGCAUGAGUAGCUUCUACAAGCGGGACCGUGGAAUGAGCAGUUUCUACAAGCGAGCCAGAGAAAACGGAUUGAGCAGCUUUUACAAACGAGCCCCCAUGCGACACGUGAGCAAUUUCUACAAAAGGGAUUUAGACCACGUAAGCAGUUUCUAUAAGCGAGCACAAGGUGAUGGGCAAAGCAGCUUCUACAAGCGGGGAGUAAAUGAAGGAAUGAGUAGUUUCUACAAAAGAGGUGUCAAUGGUGACCUGAGCAGCUUUUACAAACGUGCCCCUGGGAGUGACCUCAGCAGUUUCUAUAAGCGUGCUCCUGGAGGUGACGUCAGCAGUUUCUAUAAGCGUGCUCCAGGAGGUGACCUCAGCAGUUUCUAUAAGCGUGCCCCUGGAGGUGACGUCAGCAGUUUCUAUAAGCGUGCUCCAGGAGGUGACGUCAGCAGUUUCUAUAAGCGUGCUCCAGGAGGUGACGUCAGCAGUUUCUAUAAGCGUGCUCCUGGAAGUGACGUCAGCAGUUUCUAUAAGCGUGCUCCAGGAGGUGACGUCAGCAGUUUCUAUAAGCGUGCUCCUGGAAAUGACCUCAGCAGUUUCUAUAAGCGUGCUCCUGGAAGUGACCUCAGCAGUUUCUAUAAGCGUGCUCCUGGAAAUGACCUCAGCAGUUUCUAUAAGCGUGCUCCUGGUGCCGACGUCAGCAGUUUCUAUAAGCGUGCUCCUGGUGCCGACGUAAGCAGUUUCUAUAAGCGUGCUCAAGGAGGUGACCUCAGCAGUUUCUAUAAGCGUGCACGGGAUAAUGGAAUGAGCAGUUUUUACAAGCGUGGUAGGGAUGAUGUCAGUGGCUUCUAUAAGCGGUCUCCUGAAAAUGAUCUCAGCAGCUUCUACAAACGCGCAGCAGGAGGUGACCUUAGCAGCUUCUAUAAGCGGUCUGCUGGAGAUGACCUAAGCAGUUUCUAUAAACGUGCCCCCGGAGACGAUCUCAGCAGCUUCUAUAAGCGUGGCUUUCAGGACAGCAGUUCUUUCUACAAGCGUUCUCGCGGAGACGGACUAAGCAAUUUCUACAAGAGAGCACGCGACGACGUGAGUGGAUUCUAUAAACGGGGACUCAGUAAUGGCCUAAGCAGCUUCUACAAGCGAAGCGUUAACGACGGAGUAAGCAGUUUCUACAAGCGCGGACUAAGCGAUGUGAACAGCUUCUACAAACGGGGCGACGACAACAACCUGAGCAGUUUCUACAAGAGAAAUGGGGAUAAUCUCAGCAGUUUUUACAAACGCGCACGAAAUGAUUUAAUGGGCUUCUACAAGCGCAGCGGGGACGACAGCAACCUCAGCAGCUUUUACAAGAGAGCACGUGACGAAUUAUCUGGUUUCUACAAACGUGGCCUUAAUGACGUCAGCGGAUUCUACAAGCGGAGUCCAGCAGAGCUUAGCUCCUUCUACAAGAGGAUGGCAAAUGGCCUCAGCCGCUUCUACAAGAGGUCAAAUGAAGAUCUAAGCGGAUUCUACAAACGGGACACGGACGUCAGAGAAGACAACGAACUUGAAAAUGUGGCUGACAAACGAUCACGUGACGACGUGAGUGGUUUCUAUAAGAGAGGACUUAGUAAUGUCAGUAACUUUUAUAAGCGAGACGAAAGCGAGGCUUUAUGACGUUACCUAGGAUAGGUCCACGUGACCCGAGGUACAAGCUCUGAACUGCAAACAGGCACAGAGUUGAGGAGUGGAAUUUUGCAAUGUGUUCUCUGGAUUAAAAACAUGGAAACUAUUUAUUCUAUCAGUGUUAUAUUACUAUUUUCAGAAGAUACUUCUUACAAAAUAUGACACUUGUUACGGCAACACUAAUGCGAAACUUGUGAAAAUCAUGAGCAUAAUAAUAUCAUAUUUUAACAUACCAUAAUAAACAAACCAGCUGUGAAAUAUACCUGAAUGCACUGUGAUACAAAUUUGUGUGAUAGUUUUGAAAUAGUAAAUUAAGUCAACAUUGUA